Messenger RNA from Mauremys reevesii (Reeves's turtle), 8922 nucleotides. RefSeq names its product IgGFc-binding protein-like. The transcript has 11 exons. Bases 1 to 8922 code for a protein of 2973 amino acids. Lineage: Eukaryota; Metazoa; Chordata; Testudines; Geoemydidae. The record is from RefSeq and is a predicted model, not a curated record. Gene Ontology annotation, molecular function: protein binding.
AUGGCUGACCCAGCUGUGAGUUCCGAGCAUCCCAAGCACCCAGAUCCCUGCAGUGGUGUGCAGUGCCGAAGGGGGUACCAGUGCAUUGACAAGAAUGGAGAGCCAGAUUGCAUCCCUGACUUUCGAACCUGCAAAUCAGUGCACUGCAAAGAAGGGACUACUUGCAAUAUUGUACAUGGCUGGCCCAGGUGCGUCCCAAACCUGCUGUCCUGCCAUCAUAUCAAAUGCAAACAGGGGACUGUGUGCAAACUUCAGAAUGGCUGGCCCAGCUGUGUCCCUGUGCCAUCCUGCCAGAACACCCAUUGCAAGGACGGGACCUUUUGCCAGAUGGCAGACAGUGGGCCCAAAUGCAUCCCUGUACCAUCCUGCCAGAACACACAUUGCAAGGAAGGGACAGUGUGCAAAAUCAUAGAUGGCUGGCCUAAAUGUGUUCCUGUGCCAUCCUGCCAGAACACCCACUGCAAAAAGGGCACAGUGUGCAAAGAUAUAGACGGCUGGCCCAAGUGUGUCCCUCUGCCAUCCUGCCAGAACACCCACUGCAAAAAGGGUACAGUGUGCAAAGAUAUAGAUGGCUGGCCCAAGUGCAUCCCUGUGCCAUCCUGCCAGAACACCCACUGCAAAAAGGGCACAGUAUGCAAAGAUAUAGAUGGCUGGCCCAAGUGCGUCCCUGUGCCAUCCUGCCAGAACACCCACUGCAAAAAGGGCACAGUAUGCAAAGAUAUAGACGGCUGGCCCAAGUGCGUCCCUGUGCCAUCCUGCCAGAACACCCACUGCAAAAAAGGCACAGUGUGCCACAUGAUAUAUGGCUGGCCCAAGUGCAUCCCUGUGCCAUCCUGCCAUGACACACUCUGCAAAGAGGGCACCGUGUGCCAGGUCAUGGAUGGAUGGCCCAAGUGUGUCCCUGUGCCAUCCUGCCAUAAUACUCAUUGCAAAAAGGGUACCAUGUGCCAAAUCAUAGAUGGAUGGCCCAAGUGCAUCCCUGUGCCAUCCUGUCAGAACACACAUUGCAAAAAGGGGACCGUGUGCCAGGUUGUAGAUGGCUGGCCCAAGUGCAUCCCUGUGCCAUCCUGCCAGAACACCCACUGCAAAAAGGGCACAGUGUGCAAAGAUAUAGACGGCUGGCCCAAGUGCAUCCCUGUGCCGACCUGCCAGAACACCCACUGCAAAAAGGGCACAGUGUGCAAAGAUAUAGACGGCUGGCCCAAGUGCAUCCCUGUGCCAUCCUGCCAGAACACCCACUGCAAAAAGGGCACAGUGUGCAAAGAUAUAGAUGGCUGGCCCAAGUGCAUCCCUGUGCCAUCCUGCCAGAACACCCACUGCAAAAAGGGGACAUUUUGCACCAUAGUAGAUGGUUCACCUAUGUGUGUCCCCAUGCCAUCCUGCCAGAACACCCAAUGCAAAAAGGGCACUGUGUGCCAGAUCAUAGACGGCUGGCCCAAGUGUGUCCCUGUGCCGACCUGCCAGAACACCCACUGCAAAAAGGGCACUGUGUGCCAGAUCAUAGACGGCUGGCCCAAGUGCAUCCCUGUGCCAUCCUGCCAUAACACCCACUGCAAAAAGGGGACAUUUUGCAGCAUAGUAGAUGGCUCACCUAUGUGCGUCCCCAUGCCAUCCUGCCAGAACACCCACUGCAAAAAGGGGACUGUGUGCAAAGAUAUAGACGGCUGGCCCAAGUGCAUCCCUGUGCCGACCUGCCAGAACACCCACUGCAAAAAGGGGACUGUGUGCAAAGAUAUAGACGGCUGGCCCAAGUGCAUCCCUGUGCCGACCUGCCAUAACACCCACUGCAAAAAGGGGACUGUGUGCAAAGAUAUAGACGGCUGGCCCAAGUGCAUCCCUGUGCCAUCCUGCCAUAACACCCACUGCGAAAAGGGCACAGUGUGCAAAGAUAUAGACGGCUGGCCCAAGUGCAUCCCUGUGCCAUCCUGCCAGAACACCCACUGCAAAAAGGGCACAGUGUGCAAAGAUAUAGACGGCUGGCCCAAGUGCAUCCCUGUGCCAUCCUGCCAGAACACCCACUGCAAAAAGGGCACAGUGUGCAAAGAUAUAGACGGCUGGCCCAAGUGCAUCCCUGUGCCAUCCUGCCAUAACACCCACUGCAAAAAGGGCACUGUGUGCAAAGAUAUAGACGGCUGGCCCAAGUGCAUCCCUGUGCCAUCCUGCCAUAACACCCACUGCAAAAAGGGCACAGUGUGCAAAGAUAUAGACGGCUGGCCCAAGUGCAUCCCUGUGCCGACCUGCCAUAACACCCACUGCAAAAAGGGCACUGUGUGCAAAGAUAUAGAUGGCUGGCCCAAGUGUGUCCCUGUGCCAUCCUGCCAUAACACCCACUGCAAAAAGGGCACAGUGUGCAAAGAUAUAGACGGCUGGCCCAAGUGCAUCCCUGUGCCGACCUGCCAUAACACCCACUGCAAAAAGGGGACAGUGUGCAAAGAUAUAGACGGCUGGCCCAAGUGCAUCCCCGUGCCAUCCUGCCAUAACACCCACUGCAAAAAGGGCACAGUGUGCAAAGAUAUAGACGGCUGGCCCAAGUGCAUCCCUGUGCCAUCCUGCCAUAACACCCACUGCAAAAAGGGGACUGUGUGCAAAGAUAUAGACGGCUGGCCCAAGUGCAUCCCUGUGCCAUCCUGCCAGAACACCCACUGCAAAAAGGGCACAGUGUGCAAAGAUAUAGACGGCUGGCCCAAGUGCAUCCCUGUGCCGACCUGCCAUAACACCCACUGCAAAAAGGGCACAGUGUGCAAAGAUACAGACGGCUGGCCCAAGUGUGUCCCUGUGCCAUCCUGCCAGAACACCCACUGCAAAAAGGGGACUUUUUGCAGCAUAGUAGAUGGCUCGCCUAGGUGUGUCCCCAUGCCAUCCUGCCAGAACACCCACUGCAAAAAGGGCACUGUGUGCCAGAUCAUAGACGGCUGGCCCAAGUGUGUCCCUGUGCCGACCUGCCAUAACACCCACUGCAAAAAGGGGACUGUGUGCAAAGAUAUAGACGGCUGGCCCAAGUGCAUCCCUGUGCCAUCCUGCCAUAACACCCACUGCAAAAAAGGGACUGUGUGCAAAGAUAUAGACGGCUGGCCCAAGUGCAUCCCUGUGCCAUCCUGCCAGAACACCCACUGCGAAAAGGGGACUUUUUGCAGCAUAGUAAAUGGCUGGCCCAGGUGUGUCCCUGUGCCGUCUUGCCAGAACAUCCAGUGCAAAAAGGGAACCAGGUGCCAGAUCAUAGACGGCUGGCCCAAGUGUGUCCCUGUGCCAUCCUGCCAAAACACCCAUUGCAAAAAGGGGACUUUUUGCAGCGUAGUAGAUGGCUCACCUAGGUGUGUCCCUGUGCCGUCCUGCCAGAACAGCCAAUGCAAAAAGGGGACUGUGUGCAAGGAUACAGACGGCUGGCCCAGGUGUGUCCCUGUGCCAUCCUGCCAAAACACCCACUGCGAAAAGGGGACUUUUUGCAGCAUGGUAGAUGGCUCGCCUAGGUGUGUCCCUGUGCCAUCCUGCAAGAACACCCGCUGCAAAGAGGGGACUGUGUGCAAGCUUGACGAUGGUUGGCCUAAGUGUGUCCACAUCCCACCAUCCUGCAAAGAAAUCCAGUGCAAAGAAGGAGCAGCAUGCAAGAUGGUAAACGGCUGGCCCAACUGCCUCCCUGUGCCGUCCUGUCAGAACACUCAUUGCAAAGAGGGCAUGGUGUGUGAGAUGCUUCAGGGCUGGCCCAUGUGUGUCUCCUCCCCGCCUUUAUCAUGUGCUGCCUUUUUGUGCCAAGAAGGGACCAUGUGCGAGAUGGGGAAAGAUGGCCCCAGGUGUGUUCCCGUGCCACCAUCCUGCCUGAAUUUCCAGUGCCCUCCGGGGACUGUGUGCGAGAUCGUUCACGGCUGGCCCAGUUGUGUCCCAGUGCCAUCCUGCCACCACUUCAAGUGCAAAGAGGGCACUGUGUGCAAACUGGUGAAUGGCCAGCCAGAGUGUGUGCACACCCCACCGGCCUGCGACGGAGUACAUUGCAAGGAAGGGACUGUGUGUAAGUCCAUAGAUGGCUGGCCCAAGUGUAUGCGAUUUUUCAGAGCUGCCCCAUUGUCUCCGCCAUCUUGUGCUGAAACUGCCUGCAAACCGGGCACCGUGUGCCAGAUGGUGGAUGGCUGGCCCAAGUGCAUGCCAAGGAAGCCCUCCUGUGAUGGCAUCCAUUGCAAACCAGGUACCAUGUGCCGGAUACUGGACGGUUGGCCCAAAUGCGUGCAAAAGAAACCCUCCUGUGAGAACAUCCGUUGCAAACCAGAUACUUUGUGUCAGAUGGUAGACGGUUGGCCCCAGUGUGUGCCAAGGAAACCCUCCUGUGAUGGCAUCCGUUGCAAACCGGGUACUAUGUGCCGGAUGGUGGGCGGCUGGCCCAAGUGCGUGCCAAAGAAACCCUCCUGUGACAGUGUGCAUUGCAAACCGGGCACCGUGUGCCAGAUGGUGGACAGCUGGCCUCUGUGUGUGCCAAAGAAGCUCUCCUGCAACAGCAUCCAUUGCAAACCAGGUACUGUGUGCCAUAUUGUGAAUGGCUGGCCCCAGUGUGUGCCAAAGAAACCCUCCUGUGAAACCAUCCUCUGCACACCGGAUACCUUGUGUCAGAUGGUGGAUGGUUGGCCCCAGUGCGUGCCAAGGAAACCCUCCUGUGCCAGCAUCCGUUGCAAACCAGGAACAGUGUGCCAGAUGGUGAAUGGAUGGCCCAAGUGCAUGCCAAAAAAACCCUCCUGUGAUGGUGUGUAUUGCAAACCGGGCACCUUGUGCCAGGUGGUGAAUGGCUGGCCCAAGUGCGUGCCAACCCACAAGUCCUGCGACACUGUCCAGUGCAGCAAAGGGAUGGUGUGCGAGGUGGCAGGUGGUUGGCCCCAGUGCGUCCUGGCAUCGCACUCCCAGCCUGUCUGCUGGGCCUCAGGCCACCCCCACUACCACACCUUCGAUGGGCACAGCUACGACUUCCACGGCACCUGCAGCUACACUGUGGUCAAGACCUGCCGCCAUAAGCCCAAGAUCCCUGCCUUCCACAUCAUCGCCAAGAGCCAGAAGCGCGACAACACGCGGGUCUCCUUUGUCAGCCAGGUCACCGUCAAGGCCUACCACUACAACAUCACCAUGGUCAAAUACGAGUACGGGCUCGCCAGGGUGAACGGCCAGCGGACCCGCCUGCCCGUCUCCCUGCACGACGGGAAGCUCUGGCUCCACCAACGAGGAGGCCAGCUGGUCGUGGAGGCCGAGUUCGGCCUGAAGGUCUACUACGACUGGAACUACUACCUGGUGGUCAAGGUCACCAAGGCCUUCCUGGGCCAGCUGUGUGGCCUGUGUGGCAACUACAACGGGGACCCCAGUGAUGACUUCCUCACCCCCUCGGGGCACCCUGCCGCCAAUGCCGUGAAGUUUGGCAAGAGCUGGAAGGUGGAGGAUGGUGACAGACAGUGCCAGCAUGGCUGCAAGGGGAAGUGCUGGGGCUGCUCGCCGGAGUUGGUGAGGCGCUACCGCGGAGAGGCCUACUGUGGUCUGAUCACCAAGACAGCCCAAAAUGGCCCCUUCCGGCGUUGCCAUGCCCUGAUCAACCCCAAAGCCUUCCUGGAUGAUUGCGUGGCCGACCUCUGCACCUACGAUGGCUACAAGCAGAUCCUGUGCCGGGCGCUCAAGACUUACGCGGAUGCCUGCCAGCGGGAGGGCGCAGUGGUGAAAGACUGGAGAAAGCAGGCUGGCUGCCCUCUGCCCUGCCCAGAGAACAGCCAGUACCAGCUCUGUGGCUCCGCCUGCCCUGCCACGUGUAACAACUUUGCAUCCCUGGACAAGUGCCGCUUGCCCUGCAUGGAGACCUGCCAGUGCAAGCAGGGCUACAUGCUGGACGGGGGUCAGUGCAUCCCCAAGGGGCGCUGCGGCUGCAUCCACAAGGGGCGUCUCUACACCCCCGGAGAGCAUUUCUGGGGAGAUAAGAAGUGCCGGCAGAAGUGCCAGUGCAACCUGCACAGCAGGAAGGUCACCUGCCAGCUCUCCCGGUGCCAGGAGGGUGAGGAGUGCCGGGUGGCCAACGGCAUCCGGAGCUGCUACCCCACCCGCUACGGAACCUGCUCUGCCCUGGGGGAGUCACACUACAUCACCUUCGAUGGGCUGCACUAUGACUUCCGUGGAACUUGUGUCUACCUCCUGGCUGGCUUGUGCCACAAGAACUCCAGCCUGGUGAAGUUCCAGGUCCUGGUGCAGUACCAGAGGAAGGGCAGCCAGAGUGGCUCUGGCACCAAGGUGGUAGAGAUCCAUGUCUACGGCGUGAAGCUUGUCAUUAUCCACGGAAAGGUCCGGCUGAACGGCCUGCAGAUCAACCUCCCCUACAAUAUUGACUAUGACAAGAUCUCGGCCUAUCACCGGGGCUGGGACAUAGUAGUGAAGACGGACUUUGGCCUAACCGUGACCUUUGAUGGCCAGAACCACAUCCGGGUGAAGGUGCCAGCCACCUAUGGCCGCUCAGUGUGUGGCCUGUGUGGCAAUUUUGAUGGGGAAGAUGACAAUGACAUGACCAUGAGCAACCUGCUGCCGGCGCCCACCCCAUCGGACUUUGGGAGGAGCUGGAAGGCCCGGGACAUCCCAGGCUGCAUGGAGAUGGAGAAGGAAGACUGCAUGGACAUAGCGAGGGUGGAGAAGCAGCAUAGGAAGAGCAAGAAAGAGUGCGGGCUCCUCCUGAUCAGGGAUGGCCCAUUCAAGAAGUGCCACAUCAAGGUGAACCCAGAGGGGUACUUCAAAGACUGCAUCUUCGACCGCUGCUCCCACAAGGACAACCAGACUGUGGUCUGCCACAUCCUCGCCUGCUAUGCUGCGGCCUGCCAAGCAGCUGGUGCCAAGGUCUAUGAGUGGAGGACCAACAAAUUCUGCCGGCCACCCUGCCCCCAGAACAGCCACUACGAGAUGUGCUCCAGCAGCUGUCCGGCCACCUGCCGCAGUCUCUACGUCCCAACCCGCUGUCCCAGCAAGUGCCGGGAGGGCUGCGUGUGCAACGAAGGCUUUGUGCUGAGCGGUGAUCAGUGCGUCCCCCUCUCCCAGUGCGGCUGCGUCCACCGGGGCUUCUACUACAAGCCGGGCGAGACCUUCUACCCCAACGGCUUCUGCAAGCAGAAGUGUUCAUGCCAGGCAGGCGGGAUCGUGGAAUGCCACCAUUUCUCCUGCGGCCCCAAUGAGGAGUGCCGGGUAGUCGACGGCAUCCAGAAGUGCCACCCAGUGGUGCCCAGGGCUGGCACAUGUCAUGCUGCUGGUGACCCCCACUACCUGACCUUCGAUGGCUUCCCCUUCGAUUUUCAAGGCAACUGCACCUACGUCCUUGCCAAGAGCUGUGUCCGAAAGGGCUACCUGCCCUCCUUUGCCAUCCAUGUGAAGAAUGAACGGCUGGGCAGGAGCAAGGCUGCUGUCACCAACACUGUGUCCAUCAUCGUCUACAGACGCACAUUCACAUUGGUGCGGAACAGGAACGGCAUUGUCCUGGUGAAUGGCAUCUCCUACUACCUUCCCUUCCAGCUGGAGAGCGGCUUGGUGCGUGUUUACUAUCAUGGUGCCAAUGUGGUGUUGCGCACCAAAUUUGGCCUGCACAUCUCCUUUGACCUGAACUACUAUUUGGCCAUCACUGUGCCCAAGAGCUACCGUAGCCAGACCUGCGGCCUGUGUGGCAACUACAAUGGCAAACCACACGACGAUCUCCUGCGGCCCAACGGCCACCUGGCCCGAGACCUGCGGGACUUGGGUGUCUCCUGGAGGGUGAGAGUCCCCGGGGCGGUGUGUGACCACGGCUGUGCCAGUCUGGUCUGCCCUGCCUGCCAGGAGUCCCGGAAGGCAAGCUACGUCCACAACAACUACUGCGGCAUCAUCCGGGCACCCUAUGGGCCCUUCAGCACCUGCUACUCCACCCUCAACCCCACCGUCUUCUUCAACAACUGCGUGCACGACUUGUGUAAAGCUGGGGGGAACCGGCGGCUGAUGUGCAGGUCUAUCCACAGCUACGUCACUGCCUGCCAGGCCGCUGGUGUCAAAAUCAAGCCCUGGAGGACCAAGAAGUUCUGCCCCAUGACCUGCCCAGCCAACAGCCAUUACAAACUCUGUGCCAACCCCUGCUCCAGCGGCUGCAAAGGAGUGGCCAACAUCACCAAGUGCCCCAAGAUCUGCGCUGAAGGGUGCCAGUGCAACAAAGGCUAUUUCUGGGCCGGCAACGAGUGCGUCUCCAUUCGGCACUGCCACUGCUUCCGCAAGGGCAGGUACUACAAGCCAGGUGAGAGGGUGCUCACACCACGGUGCCGGCAGCGGUGCAGGUGCAUCCCAAGAGGAGGGGUGGUGUGCCAGUCAUUCCAGUGCCCAGCGGGAGAGCUCUGCGAGCUGAACCAAGGCCGAUGGGGCUGCGUGAGACGGGACGGGAACUGCACCAUCACCCGAGGCGAUGUCUUCACCUCUUACGAUGGAGUCUCAGGGAAGGUGCCCCUGGAUGGCACCUAUGAGAUCUCCUCGCUCAUCGACACCAGGGCUGCCAGCUGGUUCCGGGUGGUAGUAGAGUUCCAGACCUGCAAAAAGUGCCGUGCACCCAGAGUGACGGCCGUCACCGUCUACUUUCACAAGCUCACCAUCCUGGUCAACCGCAAUGGCAGAGUCUUGGUGAAUGGGCGCCCUGUGCGGCUCCCAGCCAGGCCCUCCAGAGCCGUGUCAGUGAGCCGGGCAGGGAACAUGGUGACCGUGGCCCAGGGCUCGGCACUGCGGGUUCUCUUCAGCACCAGUGGGGAUGUGACGGUGAGAAUUGAUGGGAAGCUAGCCAGGAAGGUGCAAGCCGCCUGCGGGAACUACAAUGGGAACAGCGCCGACGACCUGCGCCUGCCCGACGGGACAGUCCUGGACAACAUCGGCGAGGUCCUCAGCUACUGGAGAUUCUCCGAGAACCCCCAGGAUGAUUACGACUGA